Durusdinium trenchii is the source of this 1992-nucleotide messenger RNA. NCBI's taxonomy places the organism in Eukaryota, Dinophyceae, Suessiales, Symbiodiniaceae. The record is from the annotation of a GenBank genome assembly.
AUGGGCGUCUUGGGAAAAAGAUGGUUUCAAGCUUUUGCGCUAAACAGAGCCACAUUGGAGUUGGACAACAUUCCCUCCCUGGAGUCGCGUGCAUCAAAUGAGAGCUUUGGUGUAUUGCCAUCAGAGUCCACCAUUCAUUGGGACUUUUACUCCAAGAUCGAUAGUGCAGAAGUGACGGAGGGCCUGCGCAGGAUUCUUGGUAAAGUCUUCAGUCGUGAGGAGCUGUGCGACUACACAAGCCACAGUUUGAAAUCCACAUUGCUGACAUACCUACAAAAGCAUGGAUGCGACUACACGUACAGUGAGUUGUUGGGAUACCAAUUGACACAGCGCAAGAGCGCUUUGAACUACCAAAGAGACGCCCUUGCUGACCCGAUUCGUUUCUUGACCCUCCUCUUGGAUAAGAUUAAAGUUGGGUCUUUUUGUCCAGAUGCUGUGAGAGGCGAAGAACUCCCCGCAGAUUGGAAAAGUUCGCUUGGCCAUUUGGAAAGCAGCGCUGGAUGCAACCUCUCGUCUAUUUGUGAGCUUUUCCUUGAGGAGUCAGUGGAUGAAAUGCUGGGACCUGCUGGCAACUCGGACCUUCAGGUGUUGUGGGACUUGCUUUGCCAGGAAGACACUAGCAUGGGCGAGGGCAAGGGCCCAAAAGUUGCCGGAAGGUGUGACGAAGAGACCGUUUUAACGGAGAUCGAGAACGACCAGUCGUGUGAGUCAGACUCCGGGUCAUCUUCAGUUGAAAGUGUAGUUGCAAAGGUUGCAGCUGACAACAUGGGCCAACGGCGUCCUCGAGGUGUUUCGAGCCAUGCAAUCAUGGAAAUGGUUUAUCGCCGCAAGAGGGCAAAGUGUGCAAGCGAACAAGGCAAGAUGUGGAGGAGCGCCAGUGUGGGCACACAUCGUGACGAGGCUGAUUUCGAGGACCGGGCGACCGCCAUAGGCAUCUCCACGGCAGAGCUAGCUCAGUUAAAGGUCCUGAACUACAACACCUUCGGAAGGCUAGCUUUUGCUGCAAACUAUGUGCCAGGGCAAGCGGACGACGCACCACUAAGGUCGCUGGCUGCCUCCAUUGUGGGGAUUGACCCUGCGCCAGCAGAUCGCAUGGCAGUGGUGGGCAGGAUUAGAGUUGAGUCACACCGCUUGAUCGACACGGUCUACCAGAUGGCGGAGGAGGGUCAGUUGAGGUAUGUCAAGUGGGAGGAUUGCGCAAAACGUGACCAGGAGCUGAUGGGUUUCAAAACUGACCCAAUCUGGCGUCCAGAUUCGAACGGCGUCGUCAAGGAGGUCCGGUGGGCUGAAGAUAUGAAGGCAGACUUCACCACAGACUUGAAGCUGCGCUUGGCCUUGCAGAGGCGCUCGUUGGCCUUCGACCAGUCAAGGUUGGUUGAUUAUGAGGAUUUCAAAAAGUGGACCCAGAUACUCAUUGAGGCCUACACGUCAUCUCCUCCAAGUGGCUACGGCAGAAUCAGCUUAGAGCAAGUGCACCGCGCCGACUUGGAGCUCUUCAAGCAUAUGAUGAGGAGCGCAAGGGGUGGCGUCAAAGUGCUGAGUGGAAUUCAGCCUAUGAAGACAGCUUUGCAGCAGGCCAUCGUUGCCCCGGAAGUUCGCCUCUGCCUGCAACCGCUACAAGGUUCAACAAGGCAGCGUGAGUCUCAUGAUGAGGAUGCCAACAAGGUGAAGAAGCUGAAGGCAGCUUCCAGUGACAACGAAGAACGGCUGAAACGUCAGAUCCAGAACCUGCAGGGACAGAUCAAGAAUCUCCAGAGUGGAGGUAGUGCUGGCAAGGGACGUGGAAAAGGAAAGACAAAGAACAAGCUCAUUCGUAUGCCUCUCAUUGGAAUGAGUCCGACUACCGAAGCCGGUGAACCAAUCUGCUUUGAUUUCAAUUUGAGCGGAUGUUCCAAGGCGAAGCCUGGUGACAAGUGUCCGGAAGGAUACCACACCUGCAUGAGGCCUGGGUGCAAUGAGGCUCACAGCCAGAAACAGCGUCCUGGAAAGUGA